Molecule: messenger RNA, 775 nt
Organism: Lactuca saligna
Lineage: Eukaryota; Viridiplantae; Streptophyta; Magnoliopsida; Asterales; Asteraceae
Source: the annotation of a GenBank genome assembly
UACACAACCAUCAAUUUUCUUGAACGCAAAAAGAAAAAUUGUCAAACAUUUUACUUGAAGCUACAAGAAUGACUCUCUUUAAUAUUGAUGUUGAAAUCCAAUCCACGGUUCCUGCUCCUAAGCUUUUCAAGGCUUACCAUGACUUCGAUAAGCUCGCACACAAGGUCGAUCCUGAAACAUAUAAAUCAGUUGAAAUUAUCAAAGGUGAUGGAGGCCCUGGAACUGUCAGGAAUAUCACUUUUGGCGAUGGUCUUCCAUUUACGAGUGGAAAAUCUAAGAUUGAUACUAUUGACGAAGAAAACCUUAGUCUAAGCUACACGAUCUUCGAAGGAGACGUUUUGACGGAUGUAUUAGACUCUGCCACUCAUCAUGUAAAGUUUAUACCUUCAGCUGAUGGGGGAUCCACGUACAAACAUACCAUUGUGAAUAAAUGCAAAGGCGAUAAUAAGCUCACAGAUGAUCAGGUCAAGCUUACAAAAGAAUCUUUUACUAAAACUUUUAAGGCGGUGGAGGCCCAUAUCAAUGCCAAUCCUAAUGCUUACUGAUUUAUCGAUCUCGAAUGAAGGUGUUCUGUCUUGAGGUAUCGAUGGAGGUGUUUUAUGUUGCAUGUUUUGGACUAGUUCCUUCUCUUUUGCCAAAAAUAAAUGGACUUUAGUCCUGUUGUGUUCUACAUCUGCUGUACUAUGUUUCUUUAUCAUAUCAUAAAAGGCCAUUAGUUAUAUAUUUGGGUCACAUAUUGAAUAAUCUUGUACUUGGGGACGAAAUCAGUAAUUUU